Molecule: messenger RNA, 6737 nt
Organism: Pocillopora meandrina
Lineage: Eukaryota; Metazoa; Cnidaria; Anthozoa; Scleractinia; Pocilloporidae
Source: the annotation of a GenBank genome assembly
AUGGCGGAAAUUAAUAUUGCCGGCGCGAUUGCAAUCGUGCUCUUUUAUCUAGUAAUUCUUGGCAUUGGUUUGUGGGCUGUUCGUGGCAGGCGAAGAGACAAUGAGGAAGAGGCAAUGUUGGCAGGGAGAAGUCUAGGAUUGGUAAUAGGGACUCUCACUUUGACAGGUACUGAAAUGUUGUAGUCUUUUGUAAGUUGUUAUGGAUUAUGGUGAGGGUCGAAUAGGUAACAAACAAUUUUCCACAACUUAAAAGAAAACUUACUGUCGAAACUUAUUAUUUCAUGGUAAAAAGGCGAGGAAAAAAAAAGUGUUUAAUGAUUCCAGAGUAUAGAAUUCUACCGGUAUAUUCGAUCCUUACAGGCACAUGUUCUAACGGGUAAAUCCUUUUCUGAAAAAAGGAGAUCUUCGUUCUAGUGCAACAUGAUGGCUAAAGAAAGCAAUGGACCCCAAAAUUUCCCCAAAGAUGCAUUAGAUUUAAAUGUGACAAAAGGCAAAUUACAAUUGAUUAAAAGUUAAGUUUUUCGUUUGUCUCACGAUGUAGUCACAUGUGACGAUUGUAACAAACGAACAAACUUUCGCCAAGCAAAGUUUAUUCUUUUUGUUUUGUAGAAAGAAAGGAGAUCUGGUGUUUCACCUUAUUAAAGUCUUCUACUUGAAAUGCUUUUUUUUGAGGCACUUCAAGGUCAUAGCGCGACCUUAUCAUUCACAAAAUAUUACCUAAGACAUGACCUGCUUUUUAAACAUAUUAUCACGAACAGAAGGUUGUAGGUCAUAUGCUUCUGUAAUGCGAAGGUGGAGCCUCUCUUUGGGUAUUUCCGAAGAAAUCGAAGACGCGAAGAUCACCACGGAAAAAACGAAGAUCUCAAGAUUGAAGCGAAGAUCUGAAAAUUGACCAAAAUUUGCGUGAUCAAAUUGAACUCUUAGAUAUAUAACUGUCAAAACUGGUAAACACUACAGAAAAUAUCUGUUAUUUCUGAAUUUUGACAUUUGACCACAUUUCACUGCGAUUUGACAAAGGUGUCAACAGUGGUUUACAGUCGCUGCCGCGAAACAACAUCCGAAAAUCGAAGAUCUUCAUAAAAAAAAGACGAAUAUUUGCAAAGAAGUCGCGAAGAAAACGAAACCGUGGGUACCCAUAGAGAGGCUCUAUCUGUCUCUUUGAAGCCUUGCGUGAAAACCAGGUUCAUUUAAUUAUCAUGUGACAAAGCUCUAAACACGCAAAUAUAACUGAAUUCCGGCCACCAAAUGUAAGAUACUACCCCAUGUACUUUCGAAUUAACUUCAAACAAAUCCCGUGAGAACUGAACGCUUAUUACAAAAACGCGUAGAAACGUAUUCUCUUUCACGAAGUUAUUGACCAAAGAGACCUGAAUUGAUUUGAAAUCGUACGCGUGACUUAAUUAAAAGCAAAAAUUCAUAGCUACUUCGUAACACUUAAUUUUUCAUCACUUAAAUUAAUUGCGUUGUUACAAGAUUUUGAUCAUCAUUUUUUUUAAUUGAUCCUGAAGCGAAAUUAAAAGGAAUAAAAGAGAAAACGUAAAAUGAGGUAAUUCAGGUAAAAAAUUGUGCAAUUUGUUAAUAAAACGCACAGCGUAAGGCCAAUAAGAUUGCAGUAGUCACCUGUGAGAAGCAUAUCUGAUUCGUUAUUCAACUGCCUCAAACAUUAACGUAAAAAUACUUGUUGUUGCAAAUACCUUGUUUAAAUUUAUUCUAAUCUUUAAUGAUUUCAAUGUUUUUCCGUAUGAAGAGUAAAAAUCACGGUGAUCCCCAACUUUUCCCUUCGCAUCCUGUGUGGGCACGUAAUCAUGUUUGUAGUCUAUUUUACACAAAAAUGAGGUUUGGUAAGAAGAUGCAUCGUCAUGAGAGAAUGUUCUUUUCUCUCUAAAAAAGAAAGAUAACUUACCUAUUCCAUACACAGUUGUAUUCCUUAAUAGCCUUAAGCUUCUUUGCUGUGUUGAAAAAAUUAAAAUAGUUUCUCAAAGAAAACGUUACUAGUAAACGUAAUUCGUCUCCAUUAGAAGUGUGGACAUAAAUUUUGUUCGCAAGUUUACAGAGCCGUGGAAUAUAUAGAAAGACUGUUACUUUUGAUCAACACAGUACACCUAUUUUGUUUUUCUAAGAAUCAAGUCAAAACAUUGCUUCUUGUUCAUGCGAAACGUAAAGAGAACUGAUUGAAGAAACCCAUAUCGAUGAAUGUUCUUAGAGUACUCUUACGAUAAAUACUCUUACCUAAUACGCAAAUACCCCGCACCAAAUACAUAUACCAUGAGAGCAUUUACCACUUCUAUUAAUUCAGAAAUUUUGAACCACUGUAACCUAAGUAACUAACAGAGGAAACUUGAGAAAAAUGUCUUAUCAAGUUUUAUCUCUUACCGAGCAUAAAAAAAUAGUUUUAGUAAAAAUAAAGUGCAAGUUUUCAGUGUAUUAUGACAAUGCCUCUCUUAGGACAGAUUUCAGAUGUGUGCGCCAGGAUCCAAAGUCCGUUCACAGGCCCAUCGUGUCAUGUCAUACAUAUCCUACUUAAUGCCUCAAUACCUCUACAAUUUCAAACAAAGCUAGGUUGUUGAAUGGACUUUGUAAUAUUGUGCGGAUACCUGAGUAUGACUACUUUCAGUCAUGAGUCUACUAUCAAGAGUCCAGACUACCGUUUAAUUUUAGGACAAUGUCUUUGUUUGUACAGUCAAACCCCGAUUAAGCAGCACUUGAUUUUGAAAACGGUCACCAUUUAUGAAGCGGUCAAUCGUCAAAUUUCCAAGCGCCACCUUCACCGAGAAAAACGACCGGUCUGUGUUAAUUCCUUUGUGGUUACUUCAACUCUCGCUUUUACAUAGGCAGGAAACUCGGUAAAUUGCUACAUCGAGCUACGAAACCUUAAAUUCCAAUCGACUAAAACUUAUUUUAAUACUUUGUCGUGGAAUAUUCGUCAUGAAAGACACUGAGCUCACCAACAUCUGUUGGCCAGACAUGAACUUCAAAAACGUUUCAUAUAUUUCGCGUGGUUUUAGUUGUAAGCCCUAAGACAUAAAUUGUGUCGUCAAUUUUAAUUUCGUGAUCACGUUUUUUCACUUCAUUUAAGUCAACCUCUUUGACACAGUUGAUCGUUUACCAAAGGUUGACCUUAUUAUUUUCCUGUUUCACAAAUAACAGCUUCGAUUCCCGUCACGUGCCCGGCAGAACGAUCUGUUGAGGUUGUAUUUCCGAAUUUCAAUUGCUUUAAGUUUUUACAAAAGCUUACGAGUUUCUUGUUUCCAUAGCAACAUGGGUCGGCGGAGGAUACAUCAAUGGUACAGCCGAGGUGCUCUAUGAUAAAAGCCUGGGACUAGUCUGGGCCCAGGCUCCUUGGUGCUAUGCUAUCAGCCUGGGGCUUGGUGAGUAACAGAGAUUUUACCACGUGAUUGAAACAUUUCGCAAAUUUCACCGACCAAAUUCAUUAAAGCUUAUGUCGCCAGAAAUUAAUGCUUUCCUUAGUUUCCGAUCGGUUGUUACAGCUUUCAUGGGCAUGGGGAUCUAGGGUCUGUAUCUCAAAAUAUCUUUUAAAUUUAAGGACUCCGAAGUAAUAUUGAUCUAAAUCUAGGGAUGAUAGGUGCAACUCGUAGCUUAAAACCAAUUCAUUCUAUUUCGUUUCCCAAUAUGGUUCGAAUUUUAAAACUAUUCAUAUUUCUAUCUUAAAUGUUAAAACGGCGACCAGAAAAGAUUUUUCUGGGAUCUUCACUACUAGGGGAGCCGAAAAACGGGUCCAAGAGCUGGAUAUCUUACCUGAUCAAGCUUGUCUUCAACUAAGGUCAUUGCCAAGACACCGUAAACACCACCCUUCCUGUUCAGUUGUAGUGCAAUCGGAACAAAUGGCGACUAUUUUCUUAUUUUUAUCUUAUAGGUGGACUUCUGUUUGCAAAAGUCAUGCGAGAAAGAAAGUAUGUUACCAUGAUUGACCCUGUUCAAGAGAAGUAUGGUGCAAUAAUGGGUGUGUUGUUAUACAUACCCGCCCUGCUGGGAGAGAUAUUUUGGUCUGGCGCCAUCUUGUCAGCUCUUGGUGCCACUGUGAGUGUUGUUAUUGGCUUGGAUCGCUUCACCUCCGUUAUCGUGUCUUCGUGUAUCGCAAUUUUCUACACUCUGAUUGGCGGACUUUACUCAGUGGUUUAUACUGAUGUGAUUCAACUCUUCUGCAUCUUUAUCGGAUUGGUAAGUACAGCCAGCAGUUUCACUUUUUUCGAUAUUCACAUCACUCACACUAUGAUCAGGUUUUAGGCUAGUUUGCCCACUGUAAUCCAGAAAACAGAUAGCUGGAAGGGUCCUCCACCAAAAACCUGUAGUCUCUGUUACUUGUGAUAAAGGUCUUGAUUUCUGUGAAAAUAUUAGGAAGGCUGUCUGUUGAAACUCCUUCCGCUUCUCUUACUAGUGGCUCAGUAUUCCUUUCGCCAUGACACACAAAGCAGUGAGUAGCAUAUCUGAAGAUUCUGGGAAAUGGCUUGGAGAGAUUCCUACUGAUCAGAUCGGAGUGUGGUUGGAUUAUGCGCUGUUACUGGUAAGCUUCUCGAUCUCUGACCGUACGCAGUAUCAGGAGGACAAUAUUUCAUGUUUUCUUUGAAGCACUGAGAUCACGUUAAUUGACGAGAUCAAUUGAGAUCAGGGAAAAGACGUACUGGCCAAGAACAUUUCUGCUCCGUAAAAACUUGAGAAGGAGUCUUUCGUUCGUGUUCCAUUAUUGAUAAUCACAUAUGAUUAAUUUUUCGUUUUCUUCCAUUUGCAAUGUGCAGAUAUGGGGCGGCCUUCCUUGGCAAAUUUACUUUCAGCGCGUCUUGUCGUGCAAAUCACCAUCUAUGUCUAGAACAGUCUCUUACACCGCUUCCAUUGGAUGUCUACUUAUGGCCAUCCCUGCAGUGCUUAUCGGGGCCAUUGGUGCCUCGACAGGUAGAAGCAUUAUGAAAAUCCCUACCAUUCCCCUUCAAUAUUCCCAUAAUUGAAAGUAAAUACAAAGCUGACCAUAUUAUCCAGAGCUUAGGUGCGAAGAGGAAGGGGGGGGGGGUGACCCUACCAGGGCGGAGUAAAAUUCUCUAAGUCGGUUCAUGUUGAGAAGACCAGGAUAAGCUCAGCUAGGAUGAGCCCUCUGAUUUUCCUCGAGCUUACUUACCCCCACCUACCACUGUUUCUUCCUCCUUCCUCUUCUCUUAAAUGCAUUGAUAAGAACUUACGCCAAACAUAGGUCAACUGCCCCAUAACUACAAGAGCCUAACGUGGUUACCGUAGCACAGAGCAGCUAAAAAGCAUGUCUUCCUUCCUGAUUAGGAACCUGGUCAAAGCUAGGUGAUUCCCUGUAUGAGAGGUAUUGUGAGAGUAAAGUUUGCGGAUUGAGAAAACAACGUAAAUGAUCCUAGAAGAGAGUUAAACCCACACCCUUGAAUCUGAGGUCCAGUCCACUCACUGCCAGGCUGCUGCGUCUCUACAAAAGCUUUUUUAUCUAGGUUCCUGUUGUUAUUAUAGCAUAUUUGUCAGAGUCUGAAUAAGGAAUACGCUUCAAAUCAACGUUUCGACACGGGUGCAUUGUUGAACAACGACAAGUCGACCAAUUUAAGCCAUUUCCCCAAAACUAGAUUGGAAAGUGAGUUAUUUACAAGGUUAAAAAAUAUAUUUAAAAGUAAAAACCAAACGUUUUCCAUUCUAGAUCAUCUUCGGGUAAAAACUAUGACAAUGACUUGGUGUUGAAAACGUUUUGUUUUUAAUUUUCAAUUUUGAAACCUAAGAAAAAUUUAUGUACAGACUGGAAACUCUUGAACAGAUGCAAACCAACUGGGCAUCCUCCAUAAAUGCUUUUCAAAUACAAUCUUAAUUUCCUGCAUAUUAAAUUGGCUUUAUUGUUUUCAUCCAGAUUGGACCCAAACGUCAUAUAGACCAUUUGAGGGUGUUACCACCAACCAAACAGCCUCUGUAGAGCUUGAUAAGACAUUGAUCCUUCCCAUGGUGCUUCAGUACCUCACACCACCUGUUGUCUCAUUCAUUGGUCUGGGUGCUGUGUCUGCUGCAGUCAUGUCUUCUACCGAUUCCAGUUUCCUAUCUGUUAGCACCAUCCUGGCUCAUAAUAUAUACAGGCCCAUCUUCAGAAAAAAGGUCAGAUACCUUCCGUCAUUUUGGUGUUUGCCCUCUCUAUCAAUUUUUGUAGUCAAAGAGUGAAAUAGAACCUGUCCCAAUUAGAUUUUAAUUUUGAGUCCUUUCAAUUCUCCUAGGCGUCUGAGAAGGAAGUCGUGUGGGCCAUGCGAGUCGCUGUCGUAAUAGUUGGCGCAGCUGUUACUGGAAUGGCUCUGUCAGUUGAAUCUAUCUACGCUUUGUUUCAUCUGUGCAGUGACCUGAUCUAUGUGGUCCUGUUUCCUCCGUGGUGUUUAUCUUUCUUUUGGAAAGACGUCAACACUUACGGCUCCGUUGUGGGUUACGUAGUAGGGCUCCUGCUACGCGUGGGGGGAGGGGAAGACAAAAUUGGUUUCCCCGCCUUCAUUAAAUACCCGUUUUAUGAUGAGGUUAAGGGUCAGUUGUUUCCAUUCCGUACGUUCGCUAUGAUCGUUACUUUUGUCAUUCUCAUUGUGGUGUCUUCUUUAACAAAAUACUUGUUUGAAGGGGACAUUAUACCCCUGAAGUAUGAUUUCUUGAACGAGUUCAAAACUUGCAACAUAGGAAAAGCGAAUGAAACAGGUCAUGGGCCAAUCGAGGAUAAAUACGUUAUGAAGGAGCAUGGAAAUUCUGAAAUAUGA